UCCUCGCGAAGAGAGCUGAACCAUGAACUAAGCUACGAGAGCUCGUUGCUUAUGACUCAGUCACCCGUUAGAAGGCGUAGGGUGAAGUGUCAAUCGCUCAUGGACGUUAACCUGUGACUUGCUUCACCGCGACUUUUGAAGUGUUAACGAAAAUGAUUUACCGGAAAGUAAUUGGACGUAAGAGACCAUCAUGAACAAAAACUAGGCCACUACCAUGGCAGGUCUGCGAGUCAAAGAUCACCACCGACCGUGGCAAAAUGGUGUCAUUGUUUGCCUGUUCCGCCUUCUCAUUAUCAAACGUCCACCAUCCUCCUUAUUCUCAAGAAGGAUUUGCUCUCACGUUGAUGACUGUUCCAGAAUUUUUGCCAAGAAAGAAUUUAAAGUGCUGCGACAGAUGACCACACUAAUAAGUUUUCAGUGGUGAAGCAUCCCAGUAAUAACAAUUUACAGAUUUUUCUCGAAAAUCUUGCAAAACGUAGUGAUAUACAUUCCCACUGAUAUUCUCUGUUAGUGCUGUUACUUCACUGGAAGAAGUUUUUCUUUAAAUGAAUGAAAGUGGACCCUACAUGUAAAUGGUAUUCCGAAGUGAAAAUAGUGCAAGUUGGAGUGAGAUCUAUUCGAGUGACAAUAAUACACUCCAUGACAAUCAAGUUAGACGAAAUAUGUCAAGUUCUUCAAGCGAACACCGAAAUUCAAGCCACAGUGUAACAAGGAAGGCUCUUAAGGCUACAACUUGCUACAUCUGUGACAAAGUUGUGAAGGAUUACCGCCUGUCAUCUCACUUGCUUUUCGGUUCCCUCCAGUGCAGAGACUGUGAUCUGAAGUUUAGACGUUGCCGAGAUUUCGAUUCCUUUCGGCGAUCUAAGGACGAGAAGGUCAGUGGUUCUUGCGCUCAUCAGACCUUAAGAUGGACAAGAGACCCAGCCGAAUACCUGGAGAGGAAGCUUCAGAAGGAUAUGAAAAGUCUCAAGUCGGGACACCACCGCCCUUCCACCAGAGAAGUUGUCAAGGAAAUGCUUUCCUACAUAAGCAACCUGAAGCCUAUUGAAAAUAAGUCACCCUGGAGACGCGCUAUAGAGAAAUUAAAGAAGUUUAUAUCACUGAAAACAGAGAAACUUGACGGGACCAACCGCCAUGGAGGAGACAAACGAUCGUCUGAAAAUUAUGGCUUAUAUCCUAGCAAAAAGAAACACAAUACCAGCAGAGAUACUGAAAAUUAUAAGGGUGGUUCUCAAGACUUCGGGAGAGAUGGUAAAAAUGAACACUACCUUAAUGUGGCAAAUUUUAUAAUAGAUCAAUUCGAAAGCCACAAUGAAGCUCAAAGUACAAAUGGUUCCAGCGAUGAUUUUAUGGUACCUCAGUAUAGUGAAGAAGUGAUAAUUCCUCAGUCAGAGUGGGAAAUUGAAGCUCAGCCCAUCAGUGAAUUUCAGGAAUGUGACAAAUCUAUUGAAAUAUCUCUUGGAAAUGGAUUUAGUGAUAAAAUUUCAUUCAAUGUCGAGGAAGUCUGGAUCACAAGAGAUAGAGAACUGGGCCCGAUGACUUUGAUCAUUGAUAAUGCAAAUCAAUCUACACAAAUUGCUGAAGAGAUCGCCACAGCUCUAGAAGACAGUGUAGCACCAUCAAAAGAAUUCUCUGAAAGUAGCUCACAACAGUCUGUGGAUAGCCUAAAGAACACUCCUACAUCAGAAAAUGUGAUAGAUGAAAAAGAUAGAAAGAGUGACGCACGUAAAAAAGAUAAAAAAUGGAGAAAAGCAACAGAAGAUAAAAAAGAAACACCACAGCUAGAUGAAUGCAACAUAAGUGCCCAGGAAAAGUUGUGCAAUAACAAAGAAAUAUCAACAGAAUAUGAAAACACUAAAAGCAGAGAAUCUACCGUUACUUCUGUCAACCAAGUCUGUGUUAGAAAUAACGGAUGUGAAACUGAAACUCAGAACACUGUGCUGAAUGGUCAUGGAGAACACAUACCUCAAAAGAAAGAUGGAGAAAUAAAGAUGAAUAAUGUUGAGAACUAUGGUGCUAAAAAUCAAAACAAGGAGCACCUCUCAGGACUGGAUCCAGACAGAAGAAAGUCCCGCAGAAUGAGAAAGCUUUUUUACAAAGACGGUGAAUCAGAGAGGGACGAGAAAUAUCUGAGAAGUCACAGGAGUAAUGGUGGAACUAUCAAAGGUACAAAGUAUAAUUUAAGAAGCAGAAGAAGCCCCUCUUCAGAAUCAUUCUUACAGAAAUUAGACACUUCUGAAAAGAAAAGGUUAUGGGAGAAACUCUUACCCAUUGCUAAAAAACUGAGGAAGUUAAAUGUUGAAAGUAAUGGACAUACUCUUUCUACCUUCACCAUCCCAUUCGAUUAUAAGGACAGUGACGACGACUUUUUGGUUGAUGUUUUAUUGUCCCAUGUUCUUGACGUUCAACAAAACCCAAGUCUGACUCACUAUUCUUCUGAAGGUGACGGAGAGGACGAUUACAACCAUGGCGACGAAAUAGCCCUCCUUCUUAAUCUAGUGAAGAGAGUUGUAAGACAGUUUACCUCCUCACUGGACAAGUCUCAUUUUAGUGCAGCUUUUGACUCAACGAACCCCUCUGUCAAUUGUUGUUCAAAAAGUGAUUCAGUGGAGAGUUCAAAAAGUAGUGACUCAAUAGAGAUUAGUGACAUUGUUGAGAAAAAGAGACAGAGAAGGUCAAAAACUAACUACAUAAAUCACAUGUCAUUUGGAAAAGACUACGAAGAGGGACAGGCAAAAACUUUUUACGUUAGUCCUCCCUCUGAUGGAAACUAUUACGUUGUUAACUAUCCGUCCCAGCCACUCAUAAAAGAGUGCCCUAUGUGUUACUUUCGCGUGUUCCCUUCAAUGUUUUCCCUAAAUCUAGUCACAAAUUUAGCAACAACUAAGUGUGUAGGUUGUAUGUUAACUAUUUAUGUUGUUCAAGAGCCAAGCAAAAAUAAUUCACUUCCAAAGAUAGUUUUCAGGAGAGAUGACUCUUCUGAAAAUGACCACGAAGAAGCAAAACCAGCUCGUUUUAAGAGCCGUACUCAAAAGUGGCAGAGAAAAGUCAACGUCAGAACCUUUUUUAAGCAGUGACGGGAAUAUAUUUUUUUUUGGGGGGGCCAGUAAAAGUAAACAACCUAUGUCAGUUUUAGUAAAUUCAGUAGCCAAAACUCUUUUUGAGACGCAUGAUCUCGAGUAUGACCAGUGAAUAUGAAAGACGAUAACUUUCCUAGAAGAGUUGUGCAAGUAAUGAUGUUCGUCCAACAGAGGGCAGUGCAGAUGCUGUGAACCUCAACUCUAAACACCAAAUAGUUUUCUUUUCCAGCCAGUAUUGUUAAGUACCUAGACCAAAGUUGACUGUGAUUUCAUUUCUCCGCAUAUUGUGAAAGUGUUGUCCUACAAGUGUCAUUUUUUUAUACCGAAUACAUUCAUCACAAGCUUAAA
Messenger RNA from Macrobrachium nipponense, 3428 nucleotides. RefSeq lists its product as uncharacterized. The record is from RefSeq and is a predicted model, not a curated record. The transcript has 2 exons. Bases 573 to 3077 code for a protein of 834 amino acids. NCBI's taxonomy places the organism in Eukaryota, Metazoa, Arthropoda, Malacostraca, Decapoda, Palaemonidae.